AUGGCACACCAUGCAGAAAUAUACGUUCAUUUGAACCAACAUGCAAUAAGAGCACAAAAGUUGAAUAUUUUUUUUACCUACAUUCAUACAUAUUUACGUGAUAUGGACCCACAUCGGUUUUACGGAGGUAUCCAUACUACUAUCCAAAAUUUUCCCGACAACAGCAGUGACGAAGAUCUAUCGGAUGAUGAGCACGAGGUAAACAAAAAUCUUCCGGCUCUAUAUAUUCCAGAGUCUGAUGAAUCCGAUUGGGAAUUAGAGGAUAAUAUUCCUCUAUCCCAGAUGAUACCUCCCUCAAGUAGAAGUGCGAGAGCUGAAAAACCCCGAUGGCGGGAUGGGUUUUUGGAAAAAGGUGAACAUGAAACCGCAUUCACAGGUGAUACGACAUUACCUGAGGAAAUAAGGAGCUUGGAUACGCCAGUACAAUUCUACAAGUACUUGUUUACAGACGAAAUGUUCAAAUAUAUAGAGCAAGAAACUAUCCGAUACUCCUGUGAAAAACGUCCCGAAAAGAUUGCCCAUAUUACAGCAAUGGAACUUGAACAGUUUGUUAUAAUAUGCCUGUACAUGUCCAUCGUACAGUUACCAUCAACUAGGUUUUAUUGGAAUGAAAGCCUAGGUUACCCAAAAAUUAACUCUGUAAUGGCAUGUAACCGCUUCGAAGAAAUAAAAAGAUUCAUACAUUUCAACACCAAUGUACCCAAAGGACAACCAGGACAUGAUCCCCUUCACAAAAUAACACCAUUCUUGGACCAAACAAGGCAGAGACUCCUUAAUGUGCCUAGAGAAGAGUAUAUGGCAGUAGAUGAACAAAUCAUACCAAUCAAAAGCAGAUCAUCUAUGCGGCAAUACAACCCAAAAAAACCACACAAAUGGGGAUAUAAAAAGUUUGUUCUCAGUGGUAGCUCUGGAUUCAGCUACGACUUUGAACUUUAUACUGGAGCCCAAGGACAUGUAAAGUUGGUAACCGAUUUGCCAAAGAUUAGUACAUCCAGUGACGGAUUCAACUACAAAUUAUUCUUUGACACGUCCUUACCGCUGUUGACUUAUCUUGCAAAGAAAGCGAUUUUACCGCUAGGAACAAUAAAAGCUAAUUGGAUUCCGGGAUAUAAAGUUCCUGCCGAAAAGGAAUUGAAAAAAAGGAAGAGGUGCAACUGUGGAAAAACUGGUGACAAUUGA
Messenger RNA from Eupeodes corollae, 1179 nucleotides. RefSeq names its product piggyBac transposable element-derived protein 3-like. The transcript has a single exon. The coding region runs from base 1 to 1179 and encodes 392 amino acids. The record is from RefSeq and is a predicted model, not a curated record. NCBI's taxonomy places the organism in Eukaryota, Metazoa, Arthropoda, Insecta, Diptera, Syrphidae.